Messenger RNA from Acanthosepion pharaonis, 3372 nucleotides. Lineage: Eukaryota; Metazoa; Mollusca; Cephalopoda; Sepiida; Sepiidae. The record is from the annotation of a GenBank genome assembly.
UUGUCUAUCUUCUCAUAUUUCCUUCCUUCUUUCUUCUUCUCGUGUCGUCUAUCGCUUUCUUUCAUCUUUUGUUUCAAAUGUUUUUUCUGUUCUGUUUUCCUUUUAAAUUUCUUCAAUAUUUCUUCCCCCACACUUUCUUUUUCUCAAUUCACAUUCCUUCAGUCUUUUGAAUAUUUCCUUCCUUCCUUCGUUCCUACUUUCCUUUCUUCCUGUCUUCCUUCCUUCCUUCCUUUCUUCCUUCCUUCCUUCCUUCCUUUCCUUUCUUUCCUUCGUUCCUGCAUUACUUUCCUUCUUUUCUUUAUUUCUUUCCUCUUUUCCUUCAUUCCUUCCUUCCUUCAUUCCUUCCUUCCUUCCUUCCUUCCUUCCUUUCCUAUUGUUUUCCUUCCUUCCUUCCUUCCUUCCUUCCUUUUUUCUUCCUUCCUUCCUUUCUUCCUUUCCUUCAUUCCUUCCUUUCUCCCUUCCUUCCUCACAUCAUACCUUCCUUCCUUACUUUACUUUCCUUUCCUUCCUUCAUUCUUUCAUUACUUUGCUUCCAUCCUUUUCUUCUUUCCCACUUUCCUUCCCUCUUUUCUUUCUUAUUUCAUACUUUCCUUCAUUCCUUUCCCAUUCUUUUCCUUCCUACCUUCUUUCCUUUCCUCCUUUCCUUCCAUCCUUCCUUCCUUUCUAUACUUUUCUUUACCGUCUUUCCUUCCUUCCUUCCGUCAUUUCUUUCCUUCCUUCUUCCUUCCUUCCUUCCUUCCUUCCUUCCUUCCUUCAUUCCUUCCUUCCUUUCUUUCUGCCUUCCUUCCAUUCUUCUUUUCCCUCCUCCCUUCCUCCGUUUAUUUCCUUCCUUCCUUCCUUCCUUCCUUCCUUCCUUCCACUCUUUCUGCCUUCCUUCCAUUCUUCCUUUCCUUCUUCCCUUCCUGCCUUAUUUCCUUCCUUUCCAUUCCUUCCUUCCUUCCUUCCUUCGUUCCUUUCCCCCAUUUCAUUCUUCCUUCCUCCUUUUCCUUCAUUCAUUUCUUCCUUCCAUUACUUCCUUCAUUCCAUUCCUUCCUUCUUUUCCUUCCUUCCUUCCUUCUUUCCUACUUUAUUACCCUACUUCCUUUUUUCCUUCCUUCCUUCCUUCAUUCCUUUCCGUCCUUCUUUCCUUCCACCCUUUCCUUCUUUUUUUCUUCCUUCCUUCCUUUCUUGCUUCCCUUCAUUUCUUCCUUUCUCCCUUCCUUCCUCCUUCCUUCCUUCCUUCCUCCCGCCACCCUUAAUUCCUUCCUUCUAUCCUUUUUUGCUUCCUUUCCUACCUUCCUACUUCCCUUUUUUCCUUCCUUUACUUCCUUCCUACCAUUCUUCCUUCCUCCCAUUCCUUUCCUUUCCAUUCUUUCAUUCGUUCUUUCCUUCCUUCCUUCCUUCCUUCCUUCCUUCCUUCCUUCCUUCCUUCUUUCUUUCUUUCCUUCCUUCAUUCCUUCAUUUUUUUCCUUCCUUCCUUUCAUUCCUUUCCUUCCUUCCCUUUCCUUUCCUUCCUUUCUUCCUUCUUUCCUUCCUUUCUUCCUUUCCUUCCUUCCACCCUCCCUUCCUUCCUUCCUACCUUCCUUCCUCACUUCCUACCUUCCUUCCUUCCUUUACUUUACUUUCAUUCCUUCAUUCCUUCAUUACUUUCCUUCCGUCCUUUUCUUCUUUCCCCCUUUCCUUCCAUCUUUCCUUUCUUCUUUCCGCCUUUCCUUCCUUCCUUCCUUUCCCAUUCAAACCUUCCUACCUUCCUUCCUUUCCUUCUUUCCUUCCAUCCUUCCUUCCUUUCUUUACUUAUCUUUACCUUCUUUCCUUCCUUCCUUCCUUCCUUCCUUCCUUCCUUCCUUUCUUUCUGCCUUCCUUCCAUUCUUCCUUUCCUUCCUUCCUUCCUUCCUUCCUUCCUUUCUUUCCUUCGUUCCUGCAUUCCUUUCCUUCCUUCCUUUCCUUCUUUCCUCUUUUACUUCCUUCCUCCUUUCCUUCCUUCCUUUCCUAUUGUUUUCCUUCUUUCCUUCCGUCCUUCUUUCCUUCCUUCCUUCCUUCAUUCCUUUCCUUCCUUUCUUCUUUCUUUCCUUCCUUCCUUUCUUCCUUCCUCCCUUUCUUUUAUUCUUCCUUACUUCCUUUCUUCCUUUCCUUCAUUCCUUCCUUUCUCCCUUCCUUCCUCACUCCAUACCUUCCUUCCUUCCUUCCUUCCUCACUUCAUACCUUCUUUCCCUUUCCUUUCCUUCCUUCAUUCCUUUCCUUCCUCCCUUUCUUCCUUCCUUCCUUUCUUUCUUCCUUUCCUUCCUUCCUUCUUUCUUUCCUUCAUUCCUUCCCCCCUUUCUUCUUUUUUCUUUCCUUCUUUAUUCCUUUCCUUCCUCCUUUUCUUUCUUCCUUCCUUUCUUUCUUCCUUUCCUUCCUUCCUUCCUUCCUUCCUUCAUUCCUUCCCCCCUUUCUUCUUUUUUCUUUCCUUCUUUAUUCCUUUCUUUCCUCCUUUUCUUUCUUCCUUCCUUUCUUUCUUCCUUUCCUUCCUUCCUUCCUUCCUUCCUUCCUUCCUUCCUUCCUUCCUUCCUUCCUUUUUUCUUUCCUUCUGUACUUCUUUCCUUCCUCCCUUCCUUCCUUUCUUCCUUUAAUCCUUUCCUUUUAUUUUCCUUCCUUCCUUCUUUCGUUCGUUCCUUCUUUUCUUCCUUUCUUUCUUUCUUUCUUUCUUUCUUUCUUUCUUCCUUCCUUUCCAUCCUUCCUCCCUUCAUUCCUUUCCUUCCUUCCUUCUUUCCUUCCUUCCUUCCUUCCUUCCUUCCUUCCUUCCUCACUUCAUACCUUCUGGCCUCUUUUCCCCCCUUUUCCUUUGCUUCUUUUAUUUCUGUUUUCCUUAGUCUAUUUUUUUUUAAUCUCCUCCACCUUAUUCUUUUUCUUUCUUUCAUUUCUCUCCUCCCCGCACUUCUUCUAAACAGGGCUCUUUAUUCACUGUCCGAAAAGUUUAUCGAAACAAGCCAGUUAUUUAAAAUUAUAUCACUUCCUCUCCCACUUCCGCUUUUUAACCAUUAUUUUAUUCUAUCUAUCUAUCUAUCUAUCUAUCUAUCUAUCUAUCUAUCUAUCUACGCCUAUUAUCUAUCUAUCUAUCUAUCUAUCUAUCUAUCUAUCUAUCUCAGUCUGUUCAUUAUCUAUCUAUCUAUCUAUCUCAGUCUGUUCAUUAUCUAUCUAUCUAUCUAUCUAUCUAUCUAUCUAUCUAUCUCCGUCUCUUCACCAUCUAUCUAUCUAUCUAUCUAUCUAUCUAUCUAUCUAUUGCAUAUGCUUAUGUUUACCUAUCUCAGUGUUUCUCCAACUAUCUCUAUAUUUAUCUCAAUUGUUCACAUGUCGAAUAUAUUCGUCUUGUCAGAAAUGUCACUGUUUAUUCGUCUAUAUUGCACUACGGGAUGA